AUGGAACACAUUACUCCGAUAAAGGAGAUUGACUCAAUCAAGGACGAUUUCACAAUUAAGGUUCGGAUCAUACGUCUUUCGCAAACGUCAAAAUUUGAUGCAAACGAAACAUACUCGAUUGAAAUGGCUUUGAUGGAUGAGGAGGGAAGGAAAAUUCAUGCAUCUUGUCUGAAGAAAUGGUUUCCUAAAUUCCACCGCUAUUUAAAAGAGGAUAGUUCAUUAUACAUCAGAAAACCUAAUGUCGCACAAAAUACUUCAAAAUUGAAGUUUGCUGAUCCAGAAAAAAAACUUACUUUUAAUCAAGAUACAAAUGUGAAGGAUUGUGAAAACUUUUCUGGUUCUGCACAUGACUUUGUUUUUGUUUGA
Lactuca saligna is the source of this 366-nucleotide messenger RNA. Lineage: Eukaryota; Viridiplantae; Streptophyta; Magnoliopsida; Asterales; Asteraceae. The record is from the annotation of a GenBank genome assembly.